This is a messenger RNA of Octopus sinensis (East Asian common octopus), 955 nucleotides long. Its product is annotated as 50S ribosomal protein L27. The record is from RefSeq and is a predicted model, not a curated record. Gene Ontology annotation, biological process: translation. Lineage: Eukaryota; Metazoa; Mollusca; Cephalopoda; Octopoda; Octopodidae. Bases 77 to 505 code for a protein of 142 amino acids. Gene Ontology annotation, cellular component: mitochondrial large ribosomal subunit; ribosome. Gene Ontology annotation, molecular function: structural constituent of ribosome. The transcript has 3 exons.
UCGAGUGGAUUUGUUUCAAGGGGAAACAUUUUCUAUCGACACCGCUUCUGGUUAGAGUUACUGGCCCUCAUUCAAGAUGGCCAACCUUUUAGGUUUUUCUCGUUUAAUGACGGGAGUUUCAAGACAAAUUGGUUUGUCUGAUAGCAUUGCUGUCAGAUGGGCUUCAAAGAAGGCAGGAAGCAACACAAGGAACAAAGUUGGCAGUACACCUGGCAAAAGCAGGGGAUUGAAGAAAAAAGAAGGUUCAUUCAUCCAUAAAGGCGAAGUCAUUUUUACCCAGCUUGGACUGAGAUAUUAUCCAGGAGAGAAUGUUGGUUUGCUGCGAGACAAAACGUUAGUGGCGUUAUGUGAUGGCAAAGUGAUGAUAUCCCACGAGUACCUUGAUCCAUUCCCUGAUAGUCCUCUCUAUGAACCUGUCAAAAAGGGCGUCCUUAUACGCAAAAAAUUCUUUCAUGUUAUCCCAGUCCCACUACAUGCCAAGUUUCGCUUAGUUUCCCAAAUCUAACCACCACCACCACCACCACUACCACUACUAGUAAGGGAGGAUGUUGACAUUAGAUGACAUUUUGGCAACAUCUGUGAUGGACUGUUGAUAGAUACUCUGCUAAAUUCUCUCAUUUGUACGGAACCCAGGGAACAAUUUCAGUUUCCUUUUGGAAUUAUUUAUUAUUAUUUAUGAACAUUUUCAGUUCUUUUAAAUCAUAAAAUGUUAAACAUGACUUGGUCAAUGCCUUGUUUUAUUUACAACACCCUGCUACUGUGACCACAUAUACUCCCGGUUACAUUUGGUGACAUCUCUCUGGUCGACCAACACUCAAACAUACACAUCUACAUAUACAUGUGCAUGUUUAUGCACACAUACACACGCCUAAACACCGGUCAUCUUUCAUAUCAUCUAUUUUUGCUUACAUUUUCAUAAUAAUAAUAAUUUCCUGCAUUGACACCGAGUAUAUUA